Lindgomyces ingoldianus is the source of this 1482-nucleotide messenger RNA. RefSeq lists its product as uncharacterized. The transcript is spliced from 5 exons. NCBI's taxonomy places the organism in Eukaryota, Fungi, Ascomycota, Dothideomycetes, Pleosporales, Lindgomycetaceae. Bases 1 to 1482 code for a protein of 493 amino acids. The record is from RefSeq and is a predicted model, not a curated record.
AUGGGCCCCACCCUCAUACCAUCCGCGAGACCCGCACCCUCAGCGAUCCAGUAUGGACAGACGUUGAGGGCACUGCCAACGAGACUUCCUUUCGAUCUCGGAUUGAUGGCGCCGCCGCCACAGGAAUGGUCCACACGCCAGUUGCAGACUACAGCUAUUGGGGGCCACGGUCACGCGACCAGACCGUGCUGCCUUCGAUGUGCAAUGUACGGUCAAGCCCAAGGAUACAUGUGGGUUUCUUUGUUUCAAGGUCCAGAAAAUACCUGCACCCACGACGACUACAUCCUGCGUUUCCCCAGUCAAUUCGACAGUUACAAAAAUACUUCCUCGGGCUACGAAGACGGUUACCGACACCGCUACCACUAUUAUAAAGAGCGUGACAGCUCCAACUACGAAUGCCAAUCCUACCACUUCGGCACCUCUUACUCUCUCAUCGCCCGCGCAAAAGCCCUCACUAGCACCCUCUUCUACCAAGCCGCGCGGCCAUCCGUCAGUACACUCGGUCGUACAGUACUGCAGUACGUCAAAUUUAGUACUGGUAGAAUAGAAGUGCCUGCGCGGCCGCAGGAGGCUCAGAGGGCUCAGAGGGGCGCAGGGGACGCAGAGGUACAGGGCACCGUACAACCUCAAAACUACUCCGUUACAUGCGGAUGGCUACGCUGCUACCAAGCCACGCUCUUCCACUCACUCAGCCCAUACAUCCCCGCGGUCAUCCAGGUCCUCUUUGGCACAAGCCGUGCAGACCUCGGCGCCACUUUUUACCACUCCUACUACUGUGAGAAACAAGAUCAAGCUAAGAUCGAGCUCGCCAUUUGCGAGCACCAGAAUGAGCAGGAUGAGCAGGGUGAGCAGGAAUACUUCCAGGAUGGCCAGCAGGAUAACCAUGAAGAACAAGACAAAGACAAGGUCAUGACGGAUGCUGAAUCCAUCUUCGAGCAGCAACCUUUCACUCCUCAGCAGUCCCCAAUCCGACCACCGAACUUAACUCUCUUAGAAGCAGCUAGUUAUGGCUUCAACCACGAGUCAUUCUCCAGCUCCUCGGAAGAGGAUAGGCCCUCAUACCCUCCCUCUCUUCCGGCAUUCACUCCUCUCCACCCCCACCACCCAACAGCCACCAAGCUGUCAUCGCCCUUUGGCUUGCAGCGGCCAAACCAGAUGGCAGUCCUGUCUAGUUACGCUGAGACUAGCAAGGGUCUCUCGCUAACCUUGGAGGGUGGCUCACUGCUGUUUGCUAACAGCAGUUCGUUGACCCGGUACCGGGUCAAUGAGACGCGACAUCUGUGCGAAUAUAUGCAGACCCCGCGUGCUCGCGGCCAGAGCCCGGCGGUCAAGGUGUUUGAGAAGCGGGUCGAGGCGGAGUUGGAGGUAGAAGUAGAGAAGAUUAUGCAGCAGGAGCUGCUGAAUGAUGGGCUCCGUGUGGCGGCGAUAGCUGAGGUAACAAGGAGGAGUCCUCGCCAGAGGGCGGUUAAGUGGGAGAAGUAA